GUGCAGCUCAUUGUACCUUCCUAGUCUAUCCUGCCCUCACAGGAGCUCCAGACAAGACUUUUUUUUUCAUGGGAUCCUUGAAAGUUUAGGAUUAGCUUACAAGAAGUGGAGCCCCUCAGGAUACAGUGAUCUGGAUGUGACCAGGAGGAGUUUUCUACAAUGCAUCUGAACAGCGGGCAGAAAUCUUUACACUCGGCUUAUGCACAGGAGAUGUAAUUUAAAGACUUGGUACAGCCAUUUACGCCUGUGGUUGGAGAAAUCGGGGACCAUGGCGCAUUCAAAAUCGAAUGGACCCCAUUACGCCCUUACCGCCGUUGGAGUGGGCUUACUGGUGCUUGGCGUGGUGAUGGCAGUAUGGAACCUUGUCCCAGGAUUUGGAAGCAAUGACAAACCUGUCCCACCCCAGGGUAAUGCCAGCACACCAGAGAAUAAUGGGGAGGUUAAUCUAAAGAGUAAGACCUUCUCGGUGGCCUAUGUGCUGGUGGGAUCUGGCAUUGCUCUGCUUUUAUUAGCCAUCUGCUUAAGCAUACGCAGCAAACGCAAGCGACGUUUGAGUAUGGAGGGCGUGCAGGCUGUCCAGCAAGGAGCAAACCCUCCAUCCAUGGGUGAAAAUCAUGAAGACGUGGACUCCCCCCGAUACUCUGCUCCCAGCUAUGAGGAAGUGAUGAGGAUCGGGUACAGCGCCUCAGAGGCAACAGAGACUGACCGCCAUGAGAGGAUGAGCAUUACCCUCCCCUCCUAUGAAUCCCUGACUGAACUGGAUGAGUCCACCCCCACUAGGCCCAACGCCUCUUCAGCGAAACAAGAGCAACCGCAGAGGACAAAUUCUCGCUCCAAAGAGAAAAAGCCUCUGAACGUCAGAAGAAUCAAGUCUGACAAACUUCACCUGAGAGAAUUCAGACUGAACCUGUCGGGUCAGAGUAAGACGGCGGAGAUCGCCAAGAUUGAGCCUAUUACCCCACCCCCACAAUAUGAAGAUAAGCAAAUUGGUUCUGAUCGGCCCGUAUAGGAGCCACUGUUGCUAUGAAAUAAUUGUACAUGUUUUGUUUUUUUUGUUUGUUUUUCUACUAUUUUUGUGUUAUAUACAAGUAAUUUUAAUUCCCUUCUCUGUCUGAAUAUAUUCCACACAUUUUGUAAUUUACAGGGUUGUCAUUGCUGUGGGUUUAAUAAAUCUUCUGUACUAUA
Molecule: messenger RNA, 1185 nt
Organism: Bufo bufo (common toad)
Lineage: Eukaryota; Metazoa; Chordata; Amphibia; Anura; Bufonidae
Gene: TMEM51
Product: transmembrane protein 51
Exons: 3
Coding region: 200-1009 (269 amino acids)
Source: RefSeq, a predicted model, not a curated record